Lates calcarifer (barramundi perch) is the source of this 4850-nucleotide messenger RNA. Its product is annotated as alpha-1,6-mannosylglycoprotein 6-beta-N-acetylglucosaminyltransferase B. Gene Ontology annotation, molecular function: alpha-1,6-mannosylglycoprotein 6-beta-N-acetylglucosaminyltransferase activity. Lineage: Eukaryota; Metazoa; Chordata; Actinopteri; Centropomidae. Gene Ontology annotation, biological process: protein N-linked glycosylation. The transcript is spliced from 18 exons. Gene Ontology annotation, cellular component: Golgi apparatus. Bases 493 to 2910 code for a protein of 805 amino acids. The record is from RefSeq and is a predicted model, not a curated record.
AUGAGGCAACACGGCUGCCGCCUGGCCACACUCGCGCUGGCUUCGCUGUGAAGUUGAGACGUCCAUGAAGCUAGCUCUCCUCUCCGUGAAAAUCUCCACAGAAAGAAAGGGAAAACCGUAGACUUCAAAGUAGGCAUACUUUUAUUCACGUUUGACAACCACGCAUUUUUUUUUUUUUUUUUGCAAUGAACUCACAUCGGAUAUGACCGGCGGUCGACACAACCUGCAGCGACUUUACCCCAGAUUCAGAGUGUUUGCCUGACGACGGAGUAACGCUUUAAAUUCCAUUUUUCACACACGAGAAACGAGACUUGCUGAAUGAAACUUUCUUCCAUUUCUCCUGGAGGGGGUGAAGAAACACUUAUGGGUGCCUUUUCCGUUUAAAACAACCGACUAAAACCGCCGCUGCCUGGACCGCUUUAAAAUGUUUGGUCACCUCAAGUUCCAGGUCGGGAGGUUAACAACAAUGUCAGGGGUCGCUCGUUUUGGAAAAUGAUUACUGGCAGCACCGACGGUAAAAUAAUGGUCAGAAGAUGCCUAGUAACGUUCAAACCGUUCAGGAUAUUCGUGGUGGGAAUAGGCUUCUUCAGCCUGUGUUUUCUAAUGACCUCUCUGGGGGGGCAAUUCUCAGCCAAGAGACUGGGGGACUCCCCCUUCACCAUCCGCACAGAAGUGCUGGGAGGCGUGGAAUCACGUGGUGUGCUGAGGAAGAUCAGUGACAUGCUGGAGGUGAUUCUGAAGAGGAUGGACAGCCUGUCCAAACUCGACAACACCUCCACCACCGACGCACGGCGCCUGGAUGAGCUCAGCUCUGCUAUCAACAGGUUUCAACCAGCCGGCCUGGUGGAGAGGAUCCAAGCUAUAGCCCAGAAUGUCUCCAACAUGGCCAUCAGGGUGGAGCAAAUACUUCAGAACAGCCUGGUGCAAGGAAGAGCAGUGAGAGAUGGGACGUCAAGCCAAUGUGAGGUACCAAGAGACCCACGCUUUCCAGAGUGUCCAGGGAAAGUAGAUUGGAUGCGUGCGCGUUGGACGUCAGACCCUUGUUAUGCCUUCUAUGGUGUUGAUGGUUCAGAUUGCUCCUUCCUCAUCUAUCUGAGCGAGGUGGAGUGGUUCUGCCCACCACUGGCCUGGAGGAACCACAGCAGCCCACCCACACAACAUACACAGCAAGCAAAGGCUCCCAAGAGACAGGCUGCUUUCCGCACAGACCUCUCUGUACUUCUGGACCAGGUUGGGACAGGAAAGGAAUCCCUCAGCUUCAUGAAGCGCCGAAUCCGCCGCCUUGCUCAGCAGUGGGCAACGGCCGCCAACCGCCUGGAUGCCAAGCUGGAGCAGCGAUGGAGGGACCAGAAGAAGAUCCUGGUCCAUGUAGGCUUCCUAACAGAGGAGUCUGGAGAUGUUUUCAGCCCCAAGGUGCUAAAGGGGGGUCCACUGGGAGAGAUGGUCCAGUGGGCUGACAUCCUCACCGCCCUUCAUGUUCUGGGCCACAACCUCAAGAUCUCCAUGUCUGUCAAGGAGCUGCAAGGGUUUCUCGGCGUGCCUCCAGGCAGAGGCAGUUGCCCACUCACUGGCCCACUGCCCUUUGACCUCAUCUACACCGACUACCAUGGCCUGCAGCAAAUGAAGCAGCACAUGGGGCUCUCACUCAAGAAACACAAAUGUCAUAUUCGAGUGAUUGACACCUUUGGAACAGAGCCAGCCUACAAUCAUGAGGAGUACGCAACCCUGCAUGGCUAUCGGACCAACUGGGGCUACUGGAACCUCAACGCCAGGCAGUACAUGACCAUGUUCCCUCACACACCAGACAACUCAUUCAUGGGCUUCGUUUCGGAGGAGCUGAAUGAGACAGAGAAGAGGAGCAUUCAGCAGAACAAAGUCAACAACAUGGCUGUUGUGUACGGGAAAGAGGCCAGCAUGUGGAAGCUUCAGCAGGGUAAGGAAAGUUUCCUGCAGAUUCUCCACAGGUACAUGGAGGUCCACGGCACAGUGUACUAUGAGACUCAGAGACCUCCGGAGGUCCCGGCCUUCGUGAAGAACCAUGGCCUGCUGCCCCAGCAUGAACUGCAGCAACUGCUGCGCAAGGCCAAGCUCUUCAUUGGCUUUGGUUUCCCCUAUGAAGGCCCUGCCCCUCUUGAAGCAAUAGCCAAUGGCUGCAUUUUCCUCCAACCCAAGUUCCACCCACCUCACAGCUCACUCAAUCACGAGUUUUUCAGAGGCAAGCCCACUUCUAGAGAGGUGUCCUCCCAGCACCCGUAUGCAGAGCAGUACAUUGGCAAACCUCACGUCAUGACGGUGGACUACAACAACUCCCUGGAGUUUGAUUCUGCCAUCAGGGAAAUCAUGAGGACCAAGGUUGAGCCGUAUCUGCCUUAUGAGUACACCUGUGAGGGGAUGCUGGAGAGAGUACAUGCCUACAUACAGCAUCAGGACUUCUGUGCCCUAGAGCCUCCCUUCAUUCCAGCCAACCUCUCCAGACAGGGAUCUGCUGGUGGCAGCAGGAUUAUAGGACCUCUGUUUGUGCCCCUGCCCAAUUCCACAGCCCUUGGUUGGGCGUCCAAUGUGACAGCUCCCCCUGCCUGGCCUCCCCUCAGCUCCCUCAGGCUGCUCGUAUCUCAAGAGGGCCAGUCCUGUGUGGAGGCAUGCCAGUCAGCUGGCUUCAUCUGUGAGCCUGCUCACUUCCGCUUCAUCAACAACAAGGAGGCCCUACGCGGGUUGGAGGUGCAGUGCGAGGUGGUAGACUCGGAGAUCAACCACAUCCUCCCAGCCUUCUCUGUGGUGCGGCAGGAGUGCGGCCUCCAGCGGGAACCCCUCCUCUUCAGCUGUGCAGGUCACUCCCCCAAAUACAGACGUCUUUGCCCCUGCAGGGACUUCCGCCGCGGCCAGGUGGCGCUGUGCAGAGACUGUCUAUAAUGACAGGGCGUGUGAAGGAUGGACAUAAAAGAAUUAGGCACAGAUCGGUGGGGGAAGGGGACACUGGAAAGUAGCCACAGCCAGAGCAGGUGUGACAAAUGACCUAAUAGUGCAGAGAGGCAGCUUCCAAACAGAACAGUAAAUGUAGGAUGAUGAAGAAUAGGCAUGCAAUGAUUUGAAGAGUAGGCUUGGAUAGUUGCCAGGUUGAUUGUGCUUGACAAUAGUUGUUAAAGCAGCUGUUACACUGUAACAGGCUGGGGACAUAUAGCUGUAAGACUUCCUACAACAGGGUAGCAAUGAUACCUCGUGUCAUUACAAUGAGGAAGUAUAUUCCACUUAAGGAUGAAGGCUGGGUCACAACUCACGAAGCCAACAAACUUUCACAUUAGCCGUCCAACUACGGAAUAAUAGUUUCUACAAGAUGUGAUACACAACAUUUCAUUUUUGGAACUUCAUCUGGCAAGAAAUAAGGGGUUUAAGUUGGAAAAUGUACACUUGUGACUGAAGAGAAACUCAGCAUUGGGACUGUGGUGUCAUUCCAUGACAGAGUCUUCAAAUAUCGUGGCUUGGAGAAGGCAACCUCGGGUCAAUAUCCAAUCUCCUCUCUGCACUUGGACAAAGGAUGAUGGACAGCCAGGUUAUCUCCCUGGCUUUUUCCCUCCCUCCUCCAAUGACAGACAGAGUCAUUUAUCAGACUGAACCCCAAGUCUGAGGCAACAUCGGUCAAUGCAAUCAUCUCUGGUCGCAAAAAGAAAGGACAGAGGACAAAGAUAAAGGGUACAAGAUUAUUUUUCAAUAAAUAAGCCUUCAGAGGUCUCAGCUGGAUUUUUAACGAGUCCUCUGGGCUUUAUGUUGGAAAAAAAAUCAUAAAAUAAAAAAAUCAGAACAGAUCAAAGUGUUGAGGUGAAUUUUAUGUUGUAUCUGGACUUUACUUGGUUCCUUCCUAUCUUUUUUAGAUUGGAGGGUUUCUUCUCCUCCCACCAUCCACAUUCAUCCAUAUUUCCAUCAUUCCAUAUGACUGUAGGGAGGAACAUUUGAUCUUUUUCACAUGGAGUGAGACAGCCAGCACAGGUCGAAGCUGUCAGUUAGGAGUUGAGGAGAAAGUGACUGAGAGAGGAGGAGGAAUUCACAUCUUAGUUUAGUUGAACCAUAGUCACCAAUGUGUUUUUACUUUUUAUAGUUAUUAGAGAUUGAAAACAAUAUCUGCCAUAAUGUCCAGUGCUAAAAAAAAAAAAAGACAAAUAGCUCAUGUCCAUUACUCUAGAGGCUGUCCAGUACCAUUCUGCAUUCAACAUUAAAAACUGAUAACAUACGUUUGAUGACAGUUUAAUCACAUGUGAACUGCAUUAUGGUUCAGUAAAAUGCAUAUAAAGAGUAAAUGCCAGCAAUAUUGCUUUUGUUUUGGCAACUGAAUAUAAUGUAAUGUAUUUGAUGGUUUGUUCCAAAAACUCUUAGAGUUUGAUGUUAUAAUCCUUGGCAACAAUCCUGGUAACAGAAGUUUAAAACUACAGGUCCCAGAAGUGUGUGGGCAGCAAAUGCUGGUUGAGCAGCUCCUUUGUUAAAAAUACAACAGAAGAGCAACUGUUGUGUCUUUGUACAGUGUAGCCAAACAAAUGCAUAUUCUGUUAAUAUAGUAAAAAGUUAAUAAUUGACCUUUGUUCUUCACGCACUUGGCAUGAGUGGUUUCCCAUACAACAGCAAGGUACAGUGAACAGAUUUGCUUGCCAUUCUGAUAAGUUAGAGGUGUGUAGCCUGCUGCCUGCAGCUCUUCCUCUAACAGCUCACUACAGCUGCUCUAUCUUGUUCCAUUACUCACUGCAAUGAGACUGAUCUGCUGUCAAAAUGUUUUGUAGGCCUAAUUUUGAUGAAUGAUCACAGCCAGCACUAUCCUGUUCUGCUUUACAAAUACAUCAAGUUUCCUGUUCCUACUUCACAAUAAA